AUGAAUAGUCUAUUUCACAGGCUUCAUCUUGAAGGCAGGCACCUCAAUAAACUGAAAACUGCAGAUGUUCAUCAGUUAUCUGCACAUUCAUUACAGUCCCAUAAAGAGUCUUGUGCUGAAGAUGAGCUGAUUCAGACUUACAUACAAAAACUAUUGAUGAUGGACUACAGAGCAAGAUACAUUAAAACUAAAGAGACCAAUGAGAAAGAUCACACACAACAAAGUGCUAAUGACUCAUCUGAAAUCGAGGGUGAUAUAUUCAAAGAAAUGAAUUUUUCUAACGAAGCAACAAGCCAAUCUGAUCUCAUUCACCCAAUGGAUGUCCAGAUGGGCGUGUUUCAUUGUGCUGAUGGUUUCCUGAAGCAGCUUAUGGUGACUAAACUGUCCCAGUGUCAGUACGCUCUGCCUCUGCUUGUUCCUGAUCCAUUCACACAACAGAUUGAGUUUCCUCUCUGGACAUUUAGACAAAUCAACAAGAGCUGGAAGAUGACAAACACCAACAAUGAAACCAUCAGUCAAACCCAGCCGAUCUACAAGGCAGAAACUCCAAUGGUGUCUUUCUUCAGGUUUGGCUCUGUGUCUUCAUCCAAGUCUCAGCUGAUGAAUAGUCUGAUCAAUGAGAAACACAACACGUUCUUCCACAGGAACUGCCCAGGCAGCAGCAGAACCAGAGUCCUGAUUGAUGGAGUGGUGGAGAUCGCCUGGUUCUGCCCCUCUGGAACAGUUGAUGAUAAAUUUACUGACUGUGUAGCUUUUUGUAAUCUACAUGGUGAUGCAGGAGACCAUGAGAAACAGCUGCAGAUCCUCACUGAAAUGGCCUCAGUAAAUGUUGUUCUUCUACCACAACUGGACAGGAAUGACAGAAACGCAGCAAAGAUCCAAAACCUGUAUAAGAACAGAAAGCCACUCAUAUGUCUUUUUACUGAGGAUGUUUCAGCUGCCACUGAGACCCGAAAAGGCAAAUACAAAAUCGGUUUGAAAGGAAGAAAUCAGUCAGAUGUAUCUGAGGAACUCAGAAAAACUAUAAAUGAUUGUCUCUCAGAAUCAUCUUCCACUUUCAGACUUGAAAAUGUGUCCAAACUCUCAGACAUCAGAGUAGAUGAGGAAAAUGAUGAUGACUGCAGGAGAGGAAGAGAAGCAGCAAAGCAGAUGAUGAGUUUACUGGGGAAGAAAGAUCAGACAGAAAUCAAAGAAUUAUUUCUACCUCAUCAGGGGAAACUGUGGCAACAGUGGAGUCAGAAGAACAAAGAACUACAUCGACUUCGAGGAGAUGAAAUAGAAAUGGAAAUAAGUAGAAAACAGACAGAAAUGGAUCAAAUACGUCAACAGCAACAUGAAUCUGACAUCAGUGAAUUUAUUAAGUUAUUUAUUAAAGAAAUGAACUCAGAUGCUUCAAACAAAAUGAUUUUUCUUAAAUGGCUCAGAAUUCUCCUGGAUGAACAUACAUCAGCUGAACUUCGUGAUCUACAUAACAAAUAUGAUGAAGCAUGGUCAAAUAUCCUAAAACUGAAAGAAAAAGAAGACAAAUCUGAUCUAAAGGCCCAAAAACAAUCAGAAUUUGAGAGAAUAACCGAAGAACUUCAAGAUGCAAACUUUGGUUUGGAGCACAUCAUGAGGGAGAUUGGUCAGAUCUAUGAAUCAUGCUCAUCUGUGAAGGAGAACAAGAAAGACCUGCAGAUUGACUUCUCUUCUCUCCCAAGUCUUGCAGCAGAGAUGAUGAUCUCUGGAUUUCCACUGGAGCUGAUGGAUGGAGAUGCUGCUCAUGUUCCUAUGAUCUGGAUCUCUGCUGUUCUAGAUCAAAUCAUCCAGAAACUGGGAGACCAGAGAGUCUUUGUGCUGUCAGUUUUAGGAAUUCAGAGCACUGGGAAAUCCACCAUGCUGAAUGCCAUGUUUGGACUCCAGUUUGCCGUCAGCGCUGGCAGGUGCACCAGAGGAGCUUUCAUGCAGCUGAUCAGAAUCUCAGAUGAGAUGAAAACACAGAUGAACUUUGACUAUAUUCUGGUUGUUGAUACUGAGGGUCUUCAUGCUCUAGAACUAGCUGGAAGAUCAAUAAGAGAUCAUGACAAUGAAUUGGCCACAUUUGUUGUGGGUCUUGGUAAUGUGACAUUAAUCAACAUAUUUGGAGAAAACCCAUCUGAGUUGCAGGACAUUCUUCAGAUUGUUGUUCAGGCCUUCCUGAGGAUGAAGAAGGUGAAUCUGUUCCCCAGCUGUGUGUUUGUGCAUCAGAACGUUUCAGAUGUCACAGCUGGAGAGAAAAACAUGGAUGGAAGGAGAAGACUACAGGAGACACUGGAUGAGAUGACAAAACUCGCUGCUAAAGAGGAAGUCUGUGAUGCAGAAAGUUUCAGUGAUGUCAUUAGAUUUGAUGUUCAGAAAGAUGUGAAGUAUUUUGCUCAGCUCUGGGAGGGAAACCCACCAAUGGCACCACCAAACCCAAACUACUGUGAGAAUAUUCAAGAACUAAAGAAAACUAUUAUGUCUCAUGCCUCAAAAUCAGUUAAAAUGACAAUGGCACACAUGAAAGAUCGUAUUCAAGAUCUCUGGGAGGCAUUACUAAAUGAAAGAUUUGUGUUUAGCUUCAGAAAUUCUCUGGAGAUUGCAGCUUACAAGAAACUGGAGACAGAAUACAGGAAGUGGACCUGGAGUCUUCGCAGUGCCAUACUGGAAAUUAAGAACAAACUACAUAACAGAAUAGAAAACGAAGCAAUUCAUGAGAUUGAGAAUACUGAUCUUCAAAGAGAACUGAAAAAGACAAGUGAAAAUGUGAAAAAAUCCAUGUCAGAUUUCUUUGAGAAAGACACAGAUGCAAAUAUACUGAUUCACUGGAAAGCAUCAUUUGAAAUCAGAAUCAAAGAUCUUCAGGAAAACAUUGUGAGAGAAACAAAGAGGAAAUUAAAUGACGUUCUUAAGCAGCGAGACCUGCAGAAAAAGAUUGAUUCUCAGAGGAAACAUCAUGAAAAUACUCUCUAUGAAAAGAGCAAAGUACUUGCCUUAAAACUCAAAGAGAGAACAAAUGAUGAAGAAACACUGAAGAAAGAGUUUGAUUCAUUUUGGAAACAGUGGAUGAAUGAGAUCACAAGAGACGCUCAUCCAAUCAAAGAUAUUGACAUAAUGAGGGAUGUGAGAGAAAUCCUCAGUGACAUCUAUGAAAGUGUUCCUGUAGAUCACUGGAGGAAGAGCAGGAAUAUUUUCACUAUGCCAAGUUAUUCAGACUAUGUACAAUUAAAGAAAUCCAAUGAUGAAGCCCAAAUAAAAUCAUUGGUCACAGAUGUUGAUCAACAGACAGACACAAUGAUUAAGUCAUUUAACAUUUCAAAGAUGGGCUACAACAUCAGCUACAUUCAACAAAUCACAGGUUACAUCAAGGCAAGGGUAACAGACCAUGAGGAAGGACGAGUGAAAUAUGUGUUCAAGAAUGAAUUCUUCAUGGAUUUGGUUCUUUCCAUCUGUAAUAGAGCAAACAAGAUGUUCACUGACCAACACAGACUGUUCAGGGAAGCCAAUGAUCCUUUUCUCUAUUUAAAGAGGAAGAGAGAAGAGUACUGCAGUAUUUUCCAGAAAUACUGUCAUGGAACAACAUCAGCUGCUAUUUUUGGUGAGAUCAUCUGUCAGAAAUUGAAAGAGCCCAUGGAGCAGAGUGUCUACAAGAAGACUGCCAGAGAUUUAUCAGAUGAAAUGAUGAAAAAUUGUGAAUCACUGAAUGGAAACAGAUCAGAUCUGGAGAAACGCAUCCUGAAGAAUCUGGCAAAACAGGAGGAUUUUGACAAAUACAUAGACUACAUUCAUAAUCACAGAGAUCACUUCAAGUGUUUCAUCAGAGAUGAAGUCAGUCAGUACAUCAAUGAUCAUUUCCGUGUCAGUGUUUUACCCAAGAUAAAGGAGAACAUUAAACUCCUGCAGCAGAAGAUCUUGAAAGCAGCACAUGAAUCCACUGAACAUGUUCAAGAGAACAGAGGAAAUGCUGGUUUGUGGUUGAGUAGUUUCACACAGCAGCUCUCAGAUUACCUGAUCUUCACUGAAAAAGACAUUAGUGGAGUGAAACUUGAUGAUGUUGAUGAUUUCAACCUCAUAGAAGAUGUGAUGAAGAAUAAAAUUCCUGGAGUAAUUUCUGAAAUCAACAAUCAUUUCAAUGACUUUCUUUGGAAGCUGGAUUACAAGGACAGACCAGAUGAGCUUCUGAUUGAUCACUUCUGUCAGUGCUGUUGGGUUCAGUGUCCGUUCUGUGGAGCCACCUGCACCAACACAGUAGAAAACCAUGAUGGAGAUCACAGUGUUCCUUUUCAUCGUAUUGAUGGACUCAAUGGGUUCUAUCAAGAUGGAACACAGAAUUUUUGUACAGAAUUUUGCUCCUCUGUAGUGAAAAGUUCUAAAUUUUUUAAAUCAUCAGGUCAGUGGUUUCCAUUUAAAGAAUAUAGAAGUGCAGAAGGUAUUUACGCAAAGUGGAGCAUCACCCCUGAUCUCUCUGAUUUGCCCUACUGGAAGUGGUUUGUGUGGACAUUCCAAAAAGAUUUGGAAAAACACUACAAUACAUCAUUUCAGGGGAGUGGAAAGAUACCAAAAUAUUGGAAAAAAUUCACAAAAAAUGAUGCAAUUAAAAGUUUAGAUGAAAACCACACUUUCCAGGAGCUGCUAGGACCACAAUGCAGUUUUAUCUUGCUUAUAGUCACUGUUAAACCAGUCGUCCUCUACUGGCUAAACGGCAGCCCUGCUGGACGGACUACAACUUCUCCUCCGACCAAACGCCAGCAUGAUGUAUCCUGA
Messenger RNA from Sinocyclocheilus grahami, 4761 nucleotides. RefSeq names its product interferon-induced very large GTPase 1-like. The record is from RefSeq and is a predicted model, not a curated record. Lineage: Eukaryota; Metazoa; Chordata; Actinopteri; Cypriniformes; Cyprinidae. Bases 1 to 4761 code for a protein of 1586 amino acids. The transcript has 3 exons. Gene Ontology annotation, molecular function: GTP binding.